AUGAGGAGGAUCAGCGAGUGUGUCGAAGCGUUGAAGAGGAUGAUGAUGAUAGUGAUGAUGAUGAAGAUGAACAUGCGGUAUGAAGAGUUUCACCCGUUCCUCUUCUGUCAGCAUGCGAAGAGCCGCUAUGUUGAGUUUGAGUCUUUCAACAAGGCGGUGGAUGAGUUCUUCUCUCAGAUGGAGAGCCAGAAGCUGGACAUGCGGGCGCUGCAGCAGGAGAAGCAGGCAAUGAAGAAGCUGGAGAACGUGCGGAAGGACCACCAGCAGCGCCUGGAGGCUCUGCAUCAGGCUCAGGAGGUGGAGCGGCUGAAGGGGGAGCUGGUGGAGCUGAACCUGCCGGUGGUGCAGCGGGCUCUGCAGGUGGUACGCAGCGCUCUGGCCAAUCAGGUGGACUGGGUGGAGAUCGGGCGGAUGGUGACGGAGGCGCAGGCGGCGGGAGACCCAGUGGCCUGUGCUAUCAAAGAGCUAAAGCUGCAGAGCAACCACAUCACCCUGCUGCUCAGGAACCCGGAGGCGUGUCCAGAGGGCGGAGCCGCAGAGCUGCAGAGCGGGAAGAAGAACCGCAGCCGAGAGAAACCAGUGCUGGUGGACAUCGACAUCAACCUGUCUGCACACGCUAAUGCUAAGAGGUAUUACGACAGCAAGAGGAGCGCAGCCAAGAAGGAGCAGAAAACUGUGGAGGCGGCACAAAAGGCCUUCAAGUCUGCGGAGAAGAAGACCAAGCAGACGCUAAAGGACGUGCAGACGGUGACCAGCAUCCAGAAGGCCAGGAAGGUGUACUGGUUCGAGAAGUUCCUGUGGUUCCUGAGCUCUGAGAACUAUCUGAUCAUCGCGGGUCGAGACCAGCAGCAGAACGAGAUGAUCGUCAAGCGCUACCUGCGGGCAGGAGACCUGUAUGUUCAUGCGGAUCUGCACGGAGCCACCAGCUGUGUGAUCAAGAACCCGUCAGGUGAGGCCGUACCUCCGCGCACGCUCACAGAGGCUGCUACCAUGGCUGUGUGCUACAGCGCGGCAUGGGACGCUAAGGUGAUCACCAGCGCGUGGUGGGUUCAGCAUGAUCAGGUGUCCAAAACGGCUCCGAGUGGAGAGUAUCUGACCACCGGAAGCUUCAUGAUCAGAGGGAAGAAGAACUUCCUGCCUCCCUCAUAUCUCAUCAUGGGCUUCGGGUUUCUGUUCAAGGUGGAUGAUCAGAGUGUGUUCAGGCACCGAGGAGAGCGCAAGAUGAAGACCCUGGAGGAGGAGGAGGAGGACGGGACCAGCACCACAGAGAUCCUGGAGGAGGAAGAAGAGCUGUUGGCUGAAGACAGUGGGAACGAGGCUGAGGAAGAGGAUACAGACAGCCGGACAGCAGAUGAUGAAGAGCAGCGGGUGUGUCGAAGCGAUGAGGAGGAUCAGCGAGUGUGUCGAAGCGUUGAAGAGGAUGAUGAUGAUAGUGAUGAUGAUGAAGAUGAACAUGCGGUCAGCGCUGCAGAUGUAGAGGAUACUGCAGACUCAGAGGAGGAGGAUCCUGGAGUGCAGAUCAGCUUUCCGGACACCUGCAUCUCACUGUCACACCUGCAGAUCAACAGGACUGCACACACUGACACUACUGACCCGCAGGAGUCACAACAGGUGAACACAGAUACGCAGGUGAAGAAGCACCUAACGGCCAAACAGCGCAGAGACAUGAAGAAGAAGCAGAAACAGGAGAACACAGAGGAUCUGGAGGAAGGAGACCCGAAACAUCCGGAGACUGCCAGAACACCCACAAGUAAGAGCGGAGGAGUGGCUGCGGCACCGCUGAAGAGAGGACAGAAGAACAAAUUGAAGAAGAUGAAGGACAAAUACAAAGACCAGGAUGAAGAGGACCGAGAGAUGAUGAUGAAGAUACUGGGGUCCGCAGGUUCCACCAAAGAGGAAAAAACAAAGAAGGGCAAGAAAGGAAAAGCAAAGGAAGAGCCAGUAAAGAAAGUUCCGGCUCAUCAGAAAACAGCAACGAAGCCGAAACCUGAAACCACCAGCCGGACGAGCGAGAACAUGGAAGAUCCAGCUGGAGGAGAUCAGGAGAAGGAGCUGGAGGAUGUGGAUAAUCCCGCUGUGGAGGACUCGGAGAACCUUCUGGACUCUCUGACGGGCCUCCCGCACCCUGAGGAUGUGCUGCUGUUUGCGGUGCCGGUCUGCGCUCCGUACACCGCUCUCUCCAGCUAUAAGUAUAGGGUCAAACUGACACCAGGGACGCAGAAAAAGGGCAAAGCGGCCCGCACUGCUGUGCUGAGCUUCAUGAAAGGGAAAGACGCCGGCGCUCGAGAGAAGGAUUUAUUCCGCAGUGUGAAGGACACAGAUUUGUCCCGAAACAUGCCGGGGAAAGUCAAGGUUUCUGCUCCAAACCUGCAGGCGGUGAAGAAGAAGUGAAGCUGCUGAUCAUCACCUUACAGAAGAACACUCAGCGUCUCAGCAGAUCCUCUGAGCUCGCGCGCUCGUGUGUGUGUGUGUGUGUGUGUGUAAAUCAUUCUCCUUCAUGCAUUUAAUAAAAGAUCACUCAGA
Messenger RNA from Danio aesculapii, 2523 nucleotides. It is a transcript of the gene nemf, whose product is annotated as ribosome quality control complex subunit NEMF. The record is from RefSeq and is a predicted model, not a curated record. Gene Ontology annotation, molecular function: ribosomal large subunit binding; tRNA binding. Gene Ontology annotation, biological process: rescue of stalled cytosolic ribosome; ribosome-associated ubiquitin-dependent protein catabolic process. Gene Ontology annotation, cellular component: RQC complex. The transcript has 24 exons. NCBI's taxonomy places the organism in Eukaryota, Metazoa, Chordata, Actinopteri, Cypriniformes, Danionidae. Bases 1 to 2391 code for a protein of 796 amino acids.